Messenger RNA from Xiphias gladius (swordfish), 3366 nucleotides. RefSeq lists its product as uncharacterized. NCBI's taxonomy places the organism in Eukaryota, Metazoa, Chordata, Actinopteri, Istiophoriformes, Xiphiidae. The record is from RefSeq and is a predicted model, not a curated record. The coding region runs from base 1 to 3366 and encodes 1121 amino acids. The transcript is spliced from 22 exons.
AUGUGUGAUGUGUACAGGGUUUCUUCCUCUGUCAGGGUGGAGCAGAUGGAGGCAGAGCUGUCGCAUCAACUCUCAGCACUCAGGGCGGAAAUCGAGGCGAACGGGUUUCCACACGGAGCAGGGACCUCCGAGUCAUACAGUUCUGUUCCAGCUCCAAAAGAUGUUUCCUUCUUCCGUUUGGAGAGGGAACACGCGCUGAGGAGAGGGCUUCAGGUGGCUGAAGCUUUGCCAGUUCAGUCCCAGGCUGAAGUGAUGCAGAGAGAGCUGGAGAGUUGCUUGAGGCUCGAGUACACACCUGAAAGUCUGCCUUCCCUCCUGCACCAGUUUUAUACGGACAGAUCAUAUCACUUGGCUCAGAUCAAAUAUCUGCUCAUGCUGAGAUGGAGGAGGUUUUGCCGCCACACCAGCGUCAUUGAGAGGCUUUAUCCUUAUUACAAGGAUCAGGUGUCGUAUUUGACGGGUGAGUACGAGGACGGCGUUCAGAGAGCUCGCAGACUGUCGGCGAGCAGAGAGGAGAUCUUGACUGGCCGAGGAAACCCCGCUCACCUGGUCACUCAGGGCGACGUGGUCAUUUACCUCCGGUGGCUGGUCUGCCAUCUGCGCUCCGUUCAGACCGUUCACAACUUCCUCAGGGUGCUCCACUAUAUACCAGCCAGUGAAAGGAAAGAAUUUCAGCCAACCAUCACAAAGGAGGAGGAAACUUCACAUCAGACCCAACAUGCUGAUGGAGUUUCAGGACAAGCGGGAAGUGUUCCCCUGCACUCUGUUCUCCUGGAGGAGUUUCUACCUGAGCUGCAGUCAUUAAUCACCUACUUCCACCUGCCAUAUGACACUGGCAAACUCAGGACCACCGCGGAUGAGAUGGAGUUGUUCAGCACGGUGUGGCGGGAGUUCAGACAAAUCUUCAGACGGCAGGAGCAGAUGAAAACCUUUCCUCAGUACGGCGGCUCGGAGGUCGAAGAGAGCCAGUGGGGGAGGGAGAGUGCGAGCAGGGCCCUGAGAAAGGAGGCCAACUGGAUCCCUUUCAUCCAGGUGAAACCCAGACAGGAUCCAUGGCAGCAGAAGCUCGUCACAAAGCUGAAGGAAAGGAAAUCUGUCGACGAGCUGCUGAGGAUGCACUGCAGCUUUCUUCAGGACCCCGAUCUGCUCCAUGUGGCUGCGGCUCUAAAAGACCAGGGCGCUCACGCCGGCGAUUCACAGUCCCCACCGACCUCAUCCGCCUCGCGCAGCAGAGAGACCAAACGACGAAAGGCCUCCGAGAUGUGGACGAGCGUUUACGACGCGGCGGGUUUGAGUCAGGAAACACACGGUCACUCAUCCGGAUCCAGAGGAAGAGGAGGCGACGACAGAAGGAGUUUCAAGAGUCCCAGAUCAACACAUGAAGGCUAUUCUUUCGAGGAGAGCCUGCAGCUCCUGGGUCUGGACGAGGGUCUGGAGGAGGGAACCUCAGAUCCCAUCGUAACCAGAGGUGCUUACCUGUCCCUGAUUUACCUGCGUCAUCUCAAACUUAGAGAGCUCCAGCGCGUGUCUCUCGGGAUGCUGAACUACCUGCGCUCUGUGGAGAGGACUCUAACCUUCGACCUGGCAGGUCUGCGGCUGGAGGAGGGAGAGCAGCGCGGCACAGCGGAAGAAACGGGCUGGAUGAAUGCGGCCAGAGGAGGAAGAGGAGAGGCAGGGGGCCUCGGCUCGCUCCAGUACAACCACAACACUCCGGUUGACUACAAGGUUCAUUGCUCGGAGUUUAUGGAGUUUGCCGAGGUGGAGAACCUUCAUGAUUUCUACAGUGCCGGGGAGCGUGUGGUCCACACUCAGGACCAGAGGGGGUUUCACGUCGUGUACGACGCAGCCCUGAAGGACCUGGACGAGCUGGAGAAUGAGCUGCUUCUAGUCGGCUCACACUUCAUCCGGAGAAGCACGACAGAGGGGAUGGGCAAAGCUGGGGAAGCCUCCGACUCCGGCUCGGCAGCGGACAUCAGCUCCUGGGCCGGGACCGGUGUUGAUCGAGUCGCAGUGCUUCUCGACUUGUGGACGUGCGAGACGGAGUUUUUGGAUGGCAAAGUGCAGCUUUUAAACUGUUACUGUGAAGCCUACCAGCAUGCAGCAGGGACUGAGGAGAGGUUUGCACUGGCCCGAGUUAUCACUGACAUCAUGCACAGUAGACCACAGCUGGACCUGAACCAGGACUACUUUGUUCAGGCCUACAGGGCCGAGAUAGACUGCCUGCGAGAUCACCAGCAGCUGAUCAAGGACAUUCUGAAUAGUCAGAUUGAAAAGCAGCGGCAGUACCUCCAACGCGUCUGGGGAGACGACCGUAAAGGCUCCGCUCACGACUAUGGUCUUCCACUGAACUACGUUCCCAAACAUAAGGUCUCACUUGGAGGCAGCAGCCCUGCACUGAUGAACACAUUCCUCCUGGAGGUUCACCCGUCCCUCUGCAUGGCCUCCGCAGUCUAUCACGGUUUAGUCCAGGCUCACACGGAGCUAUGUCAGCUGCGCCGAGCCACGAGCGUCUCCGACAAACUCACCCUGCGACGGAAGCUCCUGCAACAGGCCCUGCAGAGCUGGAACAACCUGGUUUCCCUUGGAGCCUCCUACAGCUCUCAGAUACAGAAGGAUUUGUUCUCAGAUGUGUUCUUCGAGGACCCAGUUUUGGUCCAAAAGUUGGGGCUGUCAUUAGUAAAAUCUGCAGAGGAGGAGGACAUGAAGCAUGGACGAGAGAAACGGUCGCAUUCCGUGGAAACUUUCUCCAAGCUGCUGGAGCUCGUCACCAUCCGCCAUCGACUGCUGGAGUCGGCCUCUGAGACUGCACAUCUGGCCCAGUUGUACAGAGGUGUGGCCUCGGAGCUCGGCUUCAGCGAGGUCCACCUGUAUCUGAGGCCGCUGCAGUUUGAGGUCGCUGAAAAGAGAGACCGAACGGAGCAGAGGCCUAUUUUUCUCACAGCGAUACUGGAGGAUGACGCUGCUGUGGAUAGGUUCACCCCGUCCCACCUGCCUCUGAGCAUCCAGGAACUGGACGAGAACCAGAUCGGGAGGUUUAGCUUCAGCUCAGAGGAGGCAGUUAUUCACCUUAUGAACAAACAGAGUAUGGAGAACCUCCAGGUGACGCUGGCCUGUCAGGUUACGCAGAAGAACGCCUUGAUAAGUGCUGUGAAAGUGGCUUGUCUAUGCUAUUGGGCAGAAAGUGAGACAUCGUCAGCUGAGAGUGAAGAAGCGCUUCAUUCUGAUGAAGAUGUAAAAUCUGCAAUGAGAUUCGACUCCAAACUUGGAGGCGACACUGAAAACCCGCAGGAAAAAUCAAACUCUUUACCAUCCAAAGGCCCCACGAGAACUCCCACCACCACCACCACCACCACCAAGAGGAGGUAA